GUGAUAUUUUUGCUGACACUUUUUUGAAAAGUAAAAUUGAACAGAAUCAAAGUUUAACUCUAGAGUUUGGAGGAAAAACUAAAAAAAGAAGCCUUGUUUCAAAGCUAAAAUUUCAGUCUGGAGAAAAUAAUAUGACAUUGGAUGAAAGUGUUUUACAAAAAAUUUCUGAAAUGCCAUCAACCUCACUUGAUAUUAAGCCUACAGUUCUGUCCACAUCUGAUGAUAUCAUUCCUCCUGUAAAUAAGACUGCUUUGAGUCCAGCAGAAGUUUAUAGCAUCAUUGAUAUCAUACCUGAAGAUCUAUACUCUGCUUUGGAAUCUGAAAUUGGAAAAUUCAAAGAUAUUACUUACGAGACAUUACAAGCAUGGAAGAAGGAAUCAAAGUUUUCAGAUAUCAUUAUUCAUUACCUGGAAACGAAUUAUCAUAGUUUGUCCAUUGAAAAUACUAAGUUAUUGUACUAUAUACAAUUUUUGAUAAUCUUUGUAAACGUCAAGUAUACAGACUUGAGGAAGAAAGAUCCACUUCCUGAAAUACCACAACCUUACAGGCAAGGCAUGAUGAAAAGAUACCUGCUAAAUAGAUCAUUCCCACAAAGGAUGAAAGAUAAGUUAGUGGCAGAUUUAAUUAUUUUAUGUUUGCAUCUGAAUCAUUUUAAUGUUGAUGGAACACUUCUUGCUUUAAGCACUAAAAUUAGCAUAAAAAGAUUAAUAAAUAUAGCUUAUGCUUUGGGAUGCUAUGUUCAUUCAGUCAAAGGUAAUAUAAACAAGAGGUUUGAACUUAAAUUACCAUUAUAUAAGUAUGAACCUAUAAGAAUGAAACGAAAAUAAUAUGUAAGACAUAAUUAAAAUAAAAGCAUAACUGAGAAAAAUAA
Molecule: messenger RNA, 871 nt
Organism: Parasteatoda tepidariorum (common house spider)
Lineage: Eukaryota; Metazoa; Arthropoda; Arachnida; Araneae; Theridiidae
Product: DNA-directed RNA polymerase I subunit RPA49
Biological process (GO): DNA-templated transcription
Molecular function (GO): DNA binding
Source: RefSeq, a predicted model, not a curated record